Molecule: messenger RNA, 2051 nt
Organism: Anguilla anguilla (European eel)
Lineage: Eukaryota; Metazoa; Chordata; Actinopteri; Anguilliformes; Anguillidae
Product: serine/threonine-protein kinase pim-2-like
Exons: 6
Coding region: 122-715 (197 amino acids)
Biological process (GO): regulation of mitotic cell cycle; negative regulation of apoptotic process; protein autophosphorylation
Cellular component (GO): cytoplasm
Molecular function (GO): protein serine/threonine kinase activity; ATP binding
Source: RefSeq, a predicted model, not a curated record
UUGGCACUGUAGGUGAACGAACGAGCAACGCUAGAAGAGCUCCAGCGUCACCCGUGGCUCCACCCCACCUGCUUAGAACAAGCCUUGACAGGAAGUCAGAACACCUCGGGAGGUGGGGCUAAUGGGACUUGUGAAUCAGAACACGGGUCAUCCUAACAUCCUGCGGCUCUACGAGUGGUUUGAUGCCCCAGACCGCUACGUGAUGGUGCUAGAGCGUCCUGACCCCUGUAAGGACCUGGUGGAUUUCUGCUACACCCAGAACAAAGUGAUGGAUGAACAGCAGGCCGGGGCAGUGAUAGACCAGCUGCUUCACGCCCUCCUGCACUGCCAGCAUGCAGGAGUGUUCCAUCGGGAUGUGAAACCAACCAACAUCCUGAUAAACACGGACACCCUGCGUGUCAUCCUGAUUGAUUUUGGGUGUGGAACUCCCUGGACGGACACGCCUCUCAGUUCCUUUGCAGGUGCCCCUGAAUUUGCACCUCCAGAGUGGUUUGCGGAGGGGCUGUACCAGGCUGGGCCCUCCACAGUGUGGUCCCUUGGGGUCACAGUGUUUGCCAUCGUUUGUGGCUACCUGCCAUUUAACCCGAACGAUGGCCAUGAGAGCCUGAGCAGAGUCCACUUCCCUACAGGGCUGUCCUCAGCCUUGACAGGAAGUCAGAACACCUCGGGAGGUGGGGCUAAUGGGACUUGUGAAUCAGAACGUGGGUCAUCCUAACAUCCUGCAGCUCUACGAGUGGUUUGAUGCCCCAGACCGCUACGUGAUGGUGCUAGAGCGGCCUGACCCCUGUAAGGACCUGGUGGAUUUCUGCUACACCCAGAACAAAGUGAUGGGUGAACAGCAGGCCAGGGCAGUGAUAGACCAGCUGCUUCACGCCCUCCUGCACUGCCAGCGUGCAGGAGUGUUCCAUCGGGAUGUGAAACCAACCAACAUCCUGAUAAACACGGAGACCCUGCGUGUCAUCCUCAUUGAUUUUGGGUGUGGAACUCCCUGGACGGACACGCCUCUCAGUUCCUUUGCAGAUUUGCACUGGAUGGGCCAGAGAAUGCACUACUCUGCCUCGGUGAAGACCACCUCCAGGACCAUGAACCCAAUGUCCUCGUGGGAUGGAUAAUAUAACGUUGAGGCAGACUGUGACGUAUCCACGUGUCGGUGCCAAACAGAAACUAAGCAGCUCAAGUCUCUUCAUCGUUGUUUAAAUUUCGGCAUGGCAGAGAUGCCUGUCCACCCCUUCGAGGUCCGCCAGGAUUCAUUCCACACCUGCGGGUCAGGGAACUGUGGGUCCUGUUCCACGGUAUAAACAGGACUGUUACUACAGCCAUGAUCAGACGUGAUCCUCAUCAGGUGCGUCUGUGUAGCAUUAAUGGUGUCCGGAGACCGGAGACGUCUCCUUGUUUCCUUACAGAACAGGCAGCUCUAUACUUCCGAGCAGUAAAAGACUGGUAUUUGUUAUUUCUGGGAGCAAUGUAAUUAUCAUUCAAGUUUAGACAUACAGACCCCUUUAAUCGCAGUGAAACACAGAUGAGUGUCUGGAUGAGCACUGAUGUGCUUUUCUUCUUCAGCAGCAGUGUGAAGGAAGAGUAGGCCUACUUCCAGCACCCCGUUCUUCAAAUAUCGAGUAAUACAGUGGUUUUGUCUGUGAAAGUAUGUUAAAUAUAAAAUUUCCAUUGUUGGUAAUGAUUAUACAUAUUUUUUGUAACUUUGUGAACUAUUAAGACUAUUAAGAACUAUUAAGUUAUUAAAGGAUGUGGGACUUGCUGCUAAAAUGAAUUAAACAAGCAUUGGAUCUUGCAGACCUGGGUCCUGGGUCAGAAAUUCGAAAGGCAUUAGCCUAACUAUUCUGACAGAAAGAAAACUUCUGGAGAUUAGCGACACCUUCUGAGCUAAACAGACAGAAUUCACAAACAAUUCCACAUGUUCAUACAAUUAAGCCCCACAUUUAGGGGAUUUUGCAUUUUUCCUUCUACAUUUUCUUGCUGAUUAAAUCAUCACAAAUGGUCAAUAAUUCUCCCCAUUGAACAUUUAGGGUAAACGUCCCUAUUAAGCCCACCAA